CCGUUUCCUUCAGUGGAGCUUUAGGGUUGCACCUUUGUGUUGUAUUUUAGGGAAUGUCAUUUGGGCUGGAUUUAGUUUAUAUACAAUAAAAGCAGGGUUGCUCAUGCUGACUUGUACGUAACUCUUUAAUGUGUUUUUAUUUAUACUGCGUCUAGGUGCUGACGGAUCAUGAGUCCUUUGGCCGGCGCUGAGAUGGUGCGGACCCCGGUACGGCUGUAUCGCUACCUGCUCAGGUGUUGCAAAGUCCUGCCCUCCGCGGCCGCGCAGAAACACUACAGACAUGCCGUGAGACAGAGCUUCGCCUCUCAUGCAGAUGAAGAUGAUCCCGAGAGGAUCCAGCAGAUCAUCCGACGGGCGAUCGUGGACGCCGACUGGGUUAUGGACAAAUACAAGAAGUAAACGGAGCCCAGAAGAGAAGAAGAGGAGACAGUACCUGGUUCUGUGUUUGGACCCGAGGGGGGGGAUUGGAGGAGCUGUGCCGAGCUUGUCUUCAGGAGUCCGGUGACCGGACCGGACCGGAACGGGAGGGGUUGGGGUGAGACAGGCCAUCACUCUGAGACCCUUGGUACCGUCUGGGCCCCCCUCUGUUGCCUCGUCUCCCGGGGCUCAGCAGGGCAUGAGAAGCAGCUAGCAAACCAGAAACGUCUCUUGGAGUCUGCUUUGGUCUGUGGAGAUGAACACAGCAAUGCUGAUGAUGGAGAACACAGGUGGCCAAACAUUUGUUAAUGAGUGUUAAUGGUGUUGCUUUCUGCAUGUUGUACAGUAAUAAACAUGAAAUUCUUGUGUGACAUUAAGUUAA
Messenger RNA from Lepisosteus oculatus (spotted gar), 799 nucleotides. RefSeq names its product LYR motif containing 9 (gene lyrm9). Lineage: Eukaryota; Metazoa; Chordata; Actinopteri; Semionotiformes; Lepisosteidae. The record is from RefSeq and is a predicted model, not a curated record.